UCGGUAAGGCAGAAGAGCCGGACGCGGCUCCAUAUUAAGGAAGCCAUCAGAAAAUGGGAAUGGGGAAAAGCCUAAUUGCCAAGUAAAAGGAUAAACCAACAGGACUGGAAUCUAGGGAACCUAAAUGCCUCGCAUUGUGUUUGUUCUGGGGAACCCUUUGGUCAUGCAAAAGUAGGCAAGUAUGGCAACGGAGGAUGAGACAUGUAAUCAUGAAAGCGAAGGAGGACCAGGCUUAGGAGGCAGUGCUGAGCAAAGCAAGGAAGGGCAGAAAGACAGGGAAUCAACAAAUCCGGAUGGCACCAAAGGGAACCGGAAGGAAAUGUCCUCGGGAGAGAGCUCGGGAAAAGCCGGGGGAAGCAGACAGGGGACCCAGGAAAACAAGAAGCGCAGGAAUAAGGAUAGGGCAAGCCCCGGGAACUCGGAGGGAGCUGUGUCUAAGAAAGUAAGGGUCACGGACGCAAGGCACAAACUAGCAGAGAUAGAGAAAAGGACCGCGGAAUACAAGGCAAGGUUAAUGAAGGAAAUGAUGACUGGGAACGAGGAAGGCCCUCUGCAGGAGCCUGGAGACGCCAAGAAAAAGUUGACUUUCGAUGGAGCAAAUAUCACGGAGUUCCUGAUCGACUACGAGAACCUAGCUGCGUUACUAAAGUGGACCGAGGAAGAAACGAUGGAUCACCUAGGACAGCAUGUGUCGUUAAGCCGAGGACGGGACAUAAUGACCAUUGUUGCCGCAAGUCGGUCUUGGAAGGAGACCCGGGAUGUGAUGAUGAGGAAGUACCUAGCGGCAGAGAAAAUGGCAACGGAGGCCGACCUAGCGGCAAUCCAGAGGAAGAACUUCGCAACGUACAAUGAUUUCCUACGGGAGUUUACUCUAGUAGCACUAAGGAUCCCUGUGGUCACGGACCAGAUAAUGAGCAAAUAUUUCCUCAGGCAGUUCUCCGAGUUCGACAAAGACAAGAUCCUGUCAGCUUACCAACAGACGAGCAAGUUCGUAAACACGCGGGAUGUUGAUUUUAGCGCGGUAACAAAUCUGGCUGAGAAAACGGUAGUAACAGAAACGUUGGCCUUGCUCAAGGAAGGGGAUGUCAUAGACUUGACCAGUAGGACGGGCGACAAGGAGAAAAAGGGGAUUGAAAGCCUACACGAACGGGUGCACGGAGUCGACAACAAGAUUGAAAGGAUGGAGAGAGCGCUACUAGUUAUGCAGGCGCAAGUAUCCCGUCCCCCCCUGCCGCCCCAGGAAGCAGUAGUUCCGCCAGGGGUAGCCAAUCGUGGAUAUGGACGGAGAUAUCCCGCCAACGAACAAUGCAAAUACUGUACCGCGGUAGGGCAUUUUGUGCGGGCAUGUCCAACGCUCAACCAUGACAUACUGAAAAGGAGGUGUACCAGGUCAUUAAAGGGGGAGAUAUUUGGACCACAGGGGGAACGGGUGAACAGGAACUCGCCAGGAGGGAUGCGGCGAGCCAUUAUCAUGCUCAACGGGUUAGAAAUAACGGUCGUAGAAGCCGAACUGGUGGGCGAGAUCAUCUGGGAUCAACUCCGGGGGCGCGGGCCGCAGAUCAACUUCAUUCUGGAAAACGACGGACGAGAUAGGGUAAACACGACUACUCGGCUAGGGACGGCUGGGAGAAGGAUUAACCGCGACACCGUGAUGAAGGAGGUUGCUGGAAGUUCGGAACCCCAGGCAGAGCCUGAGGCCGAGGAACCGGAAAAGGUCUAUGGGAAGCCUAGGGAAGAGGAGCCUACAGACAAAAUGCAAGUGACCCCUAUGGGAUUCACAAACGCGGUGACCGAAGCGCAAAGCAGAAUGCACGCCGUGGCCGGGGAGAUGUUUCCAGAAAAGUGUAAGCCCUAUAUCGACGACAAUCCGAUCAAAGGUGCGCAGGAGAAGGACGAGACAGAAGUCCAACCAGGAAUCCGAAAGUUUGUAUGGGACCAUAUCCAGGACAUCGAGGACUUGAUCCGUCGGUUCCUAGUACACAACAUCACGGCUAGUGGACCAAAGAGUAUUCUAGCAGUACCAGAAGUAACCAUAUUAGGAUUUCGGUGCGGUGCUUACGGUAGGAAGCCGGAUCCGGCGAAAACGGAUAAGAUAUCGCAGUGGCGAACCCCCCAGCGCACUACAACGGAAGUGAGAGCAUUCCUAGGCGUGUUCGAUUACAAAAUCGAACGAAUUGCGGGAAUUAGGAACAAGGCCGAUUGGCUGAGCCAGGUCUGUAUCACUCCUAAAGAGGUGGAGGGUGAGGAGCCCAUAGACGCAUUCCUUGAAUACGAAGGAGGGAAUCUCGCGGUGGAUAACGAAAUGAUGGGCGAAGAAUGCGCGUCGGGAGAACUGUUGAUCCGGACUUUGGAGAAGGGGGCACCUGCAGUAGUAGCAGAACUUAUAGAAGGACCAGUCACCACUCGAGGUCGCAAAGAGGAGAAAGAUUCGUGGGGAUCGAUGGUAGGACCGAAGGAGGAACUAAUAGCAAUGGCGGUGGAGGGAGGCCGGGAAGCCGUGAUGAGCUUAGUGGAAUCUUGGGAAAGGAAAGAGUUGCAAUGGGUGGUAAACCAGAUGCAGGAAGGAAAGGAUGGGGGCCAGGAAGGGGAGGAGUUUUUCUAUGUCCAAUCAUACGAAGGGCUCUUUCGGGAGAUCGGACUGUUGCUGGUAGGCAACAAACAACCUACAGAAGUCAGUAUUAAAGUAAGAAAAGAAGCCGAAAGAUAUGUCCUAAGAGGCGGGCAUUUGUUCCGAAGGGAGGAAGGUGCUAUGCCCAGAAGGACUGUGUGCGGAAAAUCUAGGCAAGUAGACGUUAUCAAGGCAAUGCACGACGGGUUAGCUGGAGGUCAUCGGUCGUCCAAAGGAACGCUUGCAAAGAUAACGUCACUCUAUUAUUGGCCAGGCAUGGCAGGCAUGGUCGCCAUAUACUGCCAGACUUGCCUUAUUUGCCAAGAACGAAGCUCGGUGCAAGUCUUCAAGCCGCUUAGACCAACGCGGGUGCUAGGGUCGGGACAUCUAAUCCACCUCGACCUUGCGGUCAUACCUGUAUCAACGGAUGGGUACAUGUAUAUACUGGAUGCGCGAGACAACUUGAGUGGGUUCGUGGAGGCGGUCGCCCUCAAGAAAAAGACAGGGAGGAGUGUGGCGGACUGGAUAGAAGACUUCUACUUGAGGCAUCCUUUCGUCAGGAGGUUUAUAGUAGACAAUGAGACGGAGUUUAUGAACCAAGAAGUAUUGGGGAUGCUUAAGAGACUCCGCGUACCGAUCAAACUCAUCGAGCCGUAUCACCCUGAGGCCAAUGCACCUGUGGAAAGGGGGUACCGAACCUUGAAGAACACGAUUGCGAAGCUCGCAGCGGACCAUCUGGGGAGCUGGCCUAAGUAUCUUAAGCAGACUGUUGUUGCGGAGAAUAUGACCCCUAAAAGGACAACAGGAUGUAUCCCGGUGGAACUUUGGUACGGAAGAGAGAUCGACUUUCCUGUGGAAGUCUUGGUACCUACUUGGAAUAGGUUAGAUGAUGAUCCGCAAAUGACUACUUAGGAGUUAAUCGAGGCAAGAUGUCAACAGAUCCUUAAGAACGAGGAGGUCAUGGAAGACAUCGCCAACCGCGUA
Chara braunii is the source of this 3592-nucleotide messenger RNA. The record is from the annotation of a GenBank genome assembly. NCBI's taxonomy places the organism in Eukaryota, Viridiplantae, Streptophyta, Charophyceae, Charales, Characeae.